AUGCAGGCUGCUGAGGGGCAGCAGCUUUUCGAUCCUGUCUCAUUUGGGAAGGACCUCAUGAUAGGUGGGGUGGCAGCUGCUAUUUCCAAAACAACAGUAGCACCCAUUGAACGGGUGAAGCUCCUGCUCCAGGUUCAGGCCUCCUCCAAGCAGAUCCGUGCUGACCAGCAAUACAAAGGCAUGAUAGAUUGCAUUGUACGCAUUCCUCGGGAGCAAGGAUUUCUCAGUUACUGGCGUGGCAAUCUUGCCAAUGUUAUUCGAUAUUUCCCAACUCAAGCCCUAAACUUUGCCUUUAAGGACAAAUACAAGCAGAUUUUCAUGUCUGGAGUUGAUAAAGAUACACAGUUUAUGAGAUGGUUCGUUUCAAAUCUGGCUGCUGGUGGAGAUGGGAUUAAAUGGGCAGGGUAUGCGGUAGUCACUUUAAAUGAUAUCUGGAAAGCUGAGCCUCUCCCUCCAGGCACAAGUGCCCAAUUGGCCGAACUAUAUGCAUUGACCAGAGCUUUGGAGCUUGUAAAAGGUCCCUCUGAGAGACAAUUCAAAGGUCUAGCUGAUUGUAUUACUAAAAUUGCUAGAAAAGAUGGAAUUACUGGUCUAUACCAAGGAUUUAGUGUUUCAGUACAGGGAAUUAUUGUAUAUCGAGCAUCUUAUUUUGGAUGUUAUGACACCAUAAAAGGAAUGCUACCAAAUCCGAAAGAAACCCCAUUCCUUUUAUCUUUUGCAAUUGCUCAAGUGGUAACAGUAUUUUCUGGGAUACUCUCCUAUCCAUUUGACACUGUCAGAAGACGCAUGAUGAUGCAAAGUGGAGAGACUGAACGCCAAUAUAAAGGAACCAUUGACUGCUUUAUCAAGAUAUAUGGCCAGGAAGGAAUAAAAGCCUUUUUUCGUGGGGCAUUUUCAAAUGUUCUUCGUGGGACAGGUGGUGCGUUGGUGCUAGUCCUUUAUGACAAAAUCAAGGAAUUCCUUCAUAUUGAUCCUUCAGUAGGCCAAACAUCUGACUAAACCCACUGAUGGCUUGCAUUGCACAUGUAGAAAGAAAAGUCUAUUGUUUUAAAUAUUGAUUUAUUAAUUAGUAUUCCACUUUGUAACAAGUCAGUAGUAUUUACUGUUUAUUAUUUUAA
Molecule: messenger RNA, 1118 nt
Organism: Notechis scutatus (mainland tiger snake)
Lineage: Eukaryota; Metazoa; Chordata; Lepidosauria; Squamata; Elapidae
Source: RefSeq, a predicted model, not a curated record